Molecule: messenger RNA, 663 nt
Organism: Pseudozyma hubeiensis SY62
Lineage: Eukaryota; Fungi; Basidiomycota; Ustilaginomycetes; Ustilaginales; Ustilaginaceae
Product: nuclear transport factor
Exons: 2
Coding region: 1-663 (220 amino acids)
Biological process (GO): protein import into nucleus
Cellular component (GO): nuclear pore central transport channel
Source: RefSeq, a predicted model, not a curated record
AUGGCCGCAGCAUCAUCACAACCAAUACAAUCUGAAAAGCGACCCGACUCGCGUCGUCUGGCCGACUUUGCUGCCAAAGCCGCUGAAACCUUCGUCUCGGCCUACUAUGCUGCUUCCGAUUCACCACAACGCACCAACCUGGUACCGACGCUGUAUCUGCCCAGCUCAUCGAUCGUUUGGAACGGAACUCCUGUCAGCGGACAACAGGAGCUGACAGCGAUGUUGAACAGUAUGCCGGGGAGCAAGCAUGAGGUGCAGGCUUUCGACUGUCAUGCUAUGGGAGGCGCUGUUGAUGGAGCCGCCUUCUCUCCACCAUCCAUCCUCCUCACAGUUUCCGGCACCGUCUCCCACCACACACCCGAAUCAUCAUCCGCACUCAACCCAUCCACCUCCUCCUCCAACGCACCGAAAUCAGCAACCUCAUCCACGCACGGAGCAAACCGCAAUCGCGGCAACUUCGACCCGGACGCACCGAUCACUUCGCAUCCGAGGGCGUUCUCGCAGAACUUUGUGCUCGUCGACAUCACGGCUGUCGGUGGAACAGUGGGCGGCGCGGCAGGGGAUGGGGGUGUGGCGUGUAGCAGUGCCACGGGCAAGGAUGCGAGUGUGACCUUAAGCGGGAGGUAUUUCGUUCAGGCGGACAGUUUUAGGUUUAUCGGGUAG